This is a messenger RNA of Lytechinus pictus (painted urchin), 3805 nucleotides long. RefSeq names its product alpha-N-acetylgalactosamine-specific lectin-like. The coding region runs from base 100 to 642 and encodes 180 amino acids. Lineage: Eukaryota; Metazoa; Echinodermata; Echinoidea; Temnopleuroida; Toxopneustidae. The transcript has 5 exons. The record is from RefSeq and is a predicted model, not a curated record.
UCAACUUCCACCCAAGACGACACGACAACAGCAACUGAUUCUACUACUACACUCUCUACCACUGCCGCCAACUCUGAAUCAACUUCCACCCAGGAAGACAUGACAACAACAACUACUACACUCUCUACCACUGCUGCUGACUCUGACGAAAAGAUCACCACGGAAGGAUCCACCAAUCCACAAUAUCCUCCUGCUCCUCCAGGAUGGAAGUGCACAUCUUCGAAAUGUUAUAGAAUGUAUGGUGAACAGCUACGAAAUUGGGCAGAUGCUAAGGACUUCUGUUCUGAAUUAGACCAAGUUAACACUUCGUAUGGAUACAGAUCGCCAUCUCUACUCUUUUUUAACACUGAAAAGGAGGCUCGUGAAAUUACGGCCCUUCUCCUCGGCUCGGCUAAUAGGAUGCGGGUAUGGAUCAACUGUAACGACCAGUUAACAGAGGGAGAAUUCGUCUGUGAUGUCGAUGGUAAUGGAACUCCACCAAGCUCAUUUUGGUGGAACCAAGGACAGCCCAACAAUUACGGAGGACAGGACUGUGUAGCAUUCAACCGCCAGUGGUCUGAACUUCUCAAAUGGCGCGACGCAUCAUGCUCAUGGGCAAGAUACACAAUUUGUCAGUUUAUAGUCGGACAGCCAGAACAGUAAGGACAACCUUGGCACAGACAAUAUCAUGAAGCUUAGCAAUAAAUGAUGGCGGGUCUGAUAUCUAUGAUUUAUUACAUUGAUUAUUAUUGUGCAUGAUGAAUUUAAAAACAAAUGAAAAUGAAAACAAAGACAACAACGGCCAACGGCAGCGAUCAUUCGCUAAGCUCUACAUGAUGAUAAUGAUGUGACCCAGUCCAGUCCAUGGGGUCGUUUCCUGGAGGUUCUCAACAUUUUGGACAUGGAUGUAAAAAAAAAAUUGUGGGCACUUAUUGUAGUUCAGAGUCAAUAACCCAUGCUCUAAUCAGCCAAGCAAUCGUAUAGAUUUUAUUAGUAUGAAUUUAUCAAAUUUUCACAAGUAAAUAUUCAAUUUGUGUAUGCGUAUGCGUGCGCCUGUAAAUAUGGCACCCGGUCAGAAUUCUCUCUUAUAAGUGGGAAAUGUAUAUAAUGUAAAAAACAUUAACAUAUCAGUGAUUAAAGCUAUCUGUGAAAACUGAAAGAGUGGAAAUAACACGCAUGGAAGUGGUAAUGUGGUUCAUGCCAGAACUUCAAUUUCUGUCUAUCUCAUAAAUAAUCGCUAACUUCAAAUUUGGCCACGAAGUUUUAUGUUAAUAUUAGCUUAGUUCUUGAACUUUGGGUAAAAACCCUAUGUUUAAAAAAACAUUGUUAGUUUUGCAUGGAUUAAGGUUCAAUACGCCAUGUAUAGAAUAAUGGGUUUUAUUUUACACUAUAAAAGGGGGUUUGCUCAAUAUUGUGUUACAAGGGUAUUAGUUGGAUAAAAUUACACGAGAUGGCAUGCAAUUUUUUUUUGAAAAUUACUAAUGAAACGUACAUUUUGUUACCAAACAAGCAUGUUUCCUUGAAUAUUAGGUAACAUUUUACUAAUUGUUCAGAGAGAAGCUCGUUUAAUUGAGAAAUAUUUGAGAUGUAUUCUACUCAUCGAAUAUGUCUAAUACCCCCCCCCCCCCCACACGGUCUCUCACAUUAAAUGCCGAUUCAACAGGAAUUUCCGGUUACAAUCUUUAUUAGUGGUUGUGCAGUCCUCCAUUUAAGGGGCUUUCACAAUAACGCUCGUGCGAUCGUUUGCAAUUAUUUGGUCACAAUAUACAUGAUAUAAUUAUGUUGCACAAAAUUGUAACGGUCGUAAGCAGUCUCACAAUAAAUUGUGAAAGGGGCCUUUAACAGACUAUUCACAACACCUCCAGCCGCUCCUAAUAUCCUGUUUAUAUCACCAUUCUAUAAAUUUAUGUUUCCUAUCAUGCUUGUGGAUUGUUAUGAAUGGGUAGAUAUUUUAUAAAGUGUUUAGUGAAGCAAGAGUGAAACAGUUUGUCGGAUGUUAGCUCUACAUGUAGUGUAUUUAGCAGUGAGAGAAAACGAUACAAAAAAUGUCUCAGCAAAUUGAAAUCUCUGUGAUUUAUAGUACACAAAAAAUAGAAAGAAAUUAGCCUGUAUGCAGCCAGUGAAGCAAUAAAGUGUGUUCCCUGUGGAUACAUUUCCGUCAAGCUAUUUUUUGCUUAUAUCUUUCUCUUUUUAUUAUCCAAUUCAACUGACAACCUCUAAAUUUUCAUGACUUUGAACUAUACAUUGGCUGCGGGCAGAUACCCCGGCCAUCCCCCUGAGACCUCGGCCGUUGAUCGUGGUCUCGCAACAGAAAUUAGGUUAUGUAUUUCAGUGUUUUAGAAUGACCUUUUAGGUUAUCAUUACUAUGAUAAAAAAGAAAUUAGGAUGAGCGAAAUAAGGAACAAUUCACCCGAUUGCUUAUGGUAUUUGUGUCGAACCUAGGGCGCAGCACCAUGAUAAGAAGACAUGAACUAUUUUAAAGAAGCAUUCAAAUGUAUAGAGCAUGCACCCGCUCUACUUUGACAGUUCUGUUGCUUGUUCCAGAAAAUCUGCGUUUAAUGAAACACAAAUCAAAACUUUUUGAAAAAUAGUAAAAAGAAUUCGUGUAUAUACGUUAAUGUGAAAAUGUGUUCUUGUGAAUAGUCGAUGGUGUUUGUUUGCAACUCAUUGUAAAAAAAUGCUCCAAAUUAUUUCUAUAUAAUCUUAAUGCCGAUUCAUGCGUGGAUUAAUGUCUUUUGGGUGUAUUUGUGAAUAUGUAGGGCAUAUAUAUUAAAAAUUAUAGGGGGAAGUUUACCUCUACGAAAUGAGAAAAAAAUAUAUAGGUGAGGGAUUUAUGAAAAUCCAUUAAAGAGUAAAAAGUUAUGACUUUUUUUAAGUUCUUGUUUUUAUGCCUGCAGUUUGUAAUACAUGGACCUUGGAAGCGGGGUUGCUGGGGGUGCUAGCAACCAAACAUUUCUUUGGGGGAGGCUGCGUGCAUUAUUCCCCAGAGGCUACACUCCCAUGUAUUCUGGGAGAUGUGUAAAAGAUGGGGAAAAAUGAAAUAAAAAUGAUGUUCAUUUUGUGGUGAAACCUUUUUGUUUUUAUUUGUUUGCAAAUUUGUCGGGACCAAUUUGACCUCCAUUUUGUAAUGGAUUUUUUUUUGCUCUAAAGAUUUACAUCAGCAUCCCCAGAAAAGAGACUCUCCCAGUUCCCCGUAGUAAUACAUCAUUUAAUUCUAUGAAUGUCACUUUCAAAUGGAUUGUGAGGAAAAGAUUUUAACCGUAUAAAAGGCAGUAUGAAAUUGUGUGUAUAAUGAUAUAUUCACCCUAGAAAUAAAAUCACUCCCAAUUUUUUAAAGAAAGUUGAGAUUUUCUUUUUAUAUUACACGAAAUAUUGAGCAGCUACUAGUCUGUGACGUCACCAAAUAAAAUGUUUAGAAUGUCACAAUUACUUUGUUUUACGGAUUUCCAUCAAGCCUCCAUCGACGUAUUUUUCAAAUUUUCUGCGUUCAUUAGACCAAGGUUAUCAUCAGGGCGAACUUCCUUUUGAUUUAAACCUUGCUAUCGGAAUGCGAAAUUUUAACCUACGUUUAAAUAUCACCGUUUAUUACCACAUUUAGACUAGAGUUGAAGGGAAUUCAACCAAAAUUAGAGGAAAAGGGAAAAUCAGAGAAGUUGAUAGGUGAAAGUUUGAAUAAUAUCGGACAAACAAUAAGAAAGUUAUUAGUUUUAAAAAUUUAUGAAUAUUGUUAAUCACUACACCUAUGGAGAUUUCAAAUUGGCCACAAAUGUGGUAUAUUUCUACCAUAUGUGAUUGGUUGUAUUCAAUAAAUAUCUAAAGUAUUCUA